AUGCUGAGCAAUACCCGCAAGCGGCGCUUCUUCGACAAGCUGGACGAGAUAUACACGCCGCCAAAGCGAAGGAGCGUCGAACCACCUCAAGGAAAGUCUGCGGCUUCCCCAGGAAAGGCAGUCACGACUCCUUCCUUGCUGAACAACGAUGACAGUAUCUACUUCGUUCCCGUGGGACAGGACAUGACCCGAAGGCGGCUCGACAUCUGGAAGACGCAGUUGACCAAACGUGGGGUACACGUGGACGAUGCGUAUCGUCCAGGCGCAACGACGAUCGUGGUUGCGAGCACGACCCUCACCCGCGAACGACUUGCGUCCGUCUGUCCUGGGAUUGCGUCCGACUGCCGAGUAGUGUCCCCCGAAUGGGCGAUUCAGCUCCUCCAAACAAGACAGUUACCGUCUCAAUGUUCCUGGCAUGCCGUCGACGAAGCACCGCCAUCGACAACCCUGCCAUCACCACCAUCUGCAGCUGAAGAUGCACCGCCGCCUCAACCAGUGCAGGAUAAUAUUCUUCCCGAGUCAUCGUCGCUGGAGUGUACACCGAUGCCUGCAUAUCAAAUACAAAGCCAAGACGAUGAAGAGACCGACUGGGUAGCUCGUCGCGAGCUGUUCUACACGCACAACCCUGAAAUGCGCGCGAUCCACGCCGAGGAGAGCGCCAUGCCUCGAAAGGUCAACAUGGACGCGUUCGUGUGUACGACAUCUUCAGUGUUAAAAACGAACUUGAAUGCUCACUUGACGGCGCCGUUCGAACAACUUGUGGAGUACCUUCACGUCGAGCAUGAUGAGUGGCGAGAAAAUAGCUACAAGCGCAUCUGCUCGAUUUUGAAGCAGCUGCCGGUGCGCAUCACGUCCGCCGACGCCAUUCACCCCCAGCACGGGUUGAAUGCAAACGGCAUUGCAAAGAUCCGAGAGAUUCUUGAAACCGGAACGCUGCGGAAGCUCGAGGCAAAGAAAGCCGACGCGCGGCUCCAAGUCUUGCUGCGAUUCUCCAAGAUUUGGGGCGUCGGACCAGUCACCGCCACGAAUUUAUACAAUGCGGGGUUUCGCACACUGGACGACGUGCGGCGAAAGCAAGCCGACGUGCUGACCGAGAACCAGCGCAUUGGACUCAAGCACUACGAUGACUUUUUGGUCAAAAUUCCUAGGUCGUCGGGCGAAGUCGACGAGAUCGAGAGCGUCGUGAAGCAAUACGUCCAUAAACUCUUGCCCCGCGCCGUGGCCGUCACGUGCGGGUCGUACCGCCGCGGAAAAGGGCAGUCUGGGGACGUCGACGUCCUCAUCUCGGACCCAACGCAGGACGAUUGCAACAUUUUGCCCCGUACAGUCGAGUCAUGCAAACCAUGGCUGACGUACGACUUGACGACGAUGGACGAGCACCACAUCGGUGACAGCGAUUCGUACAUGGGCGUGUGUCGGUUGCGCGAGGUAGGAAGUCGUCCACGUGACAUUGUGAAGCGGACGGGACGCGGACAGGGCAUGCGCCAUCGCCGCAUUGACCUCAAGGUGUACCCACGCAACCUGUUUGGGUUUGCGCAGUUGUACUUUACAGGGAGCGACCACUUUAAUCGCAGCAUGCGCGCGUUUGCAAAGACCAAAGGCUACAGCCUGACGGACAAAGGACUGUACAAGGCAGCGCGGUCCAAAGGCGUAAAGAAACUCAAGAAAGGGCCGAACGUGAUCUGUCGAGACGAAAAGGAUGUGUUUAUUGCGCUGCAAUUGCCUUACAAGCGACCCGAGGAAAGGAAUUGCAUGGCGUAA
Aphanomyces invadans is the source of this 1761-nucleotide messenger RNA. RefSeq lists its product as hypothetical. Bases 1 to 1761 code for a protein of 586 amino acids. The record is from RefSeq and is a predicted model, not a curated record. Gene Ontology annotation, cellular component: nucleus. NCBI's taxonomy places the organism in Eukaryota, Oomycota, Saprolegniomycetes, Saprolegniales, Verrucalvaceae. The transcript is spliced from 8 exons. Gene Ontology annotation, molecular function: DNA binding; DNA-directed DNA polymerase activity. Gene Ontology annotation, biological process: double-strand break repair via nonhomologous end joining.